Molecule: messenger RNA, 733 nt
Organism: Protopterus annectens (West African lungfish)
Lineage: Eukaryota; Metazoa; Chordata; Ceratodontiformes; Protopteridae
Product: receptor activity-modifying protein 3-like
Exons: 3
Coding region: 14-457 (147 amino acids)
Biological process (GO): G protein-coupled receptor signaling pathway; cellular response to hormone stimulus; protein localization to plasma membrane
Cellular component (GO): membrane; signaling receptor complex; cell surface
Molecular function (GO): coreceptor activity
Source: RefSeq, a predicted model, not a curated record
AGCAAAAAUUCAAAUGACUACUGGACAUUCAGAUCAGAAUGAAAAUAACACAUCGAUCAGGGCAACAGAAAGCACCAAACAAAACUGCAAUGAAACUGUCAUGUUAGAUAAUGUGAAAAUUUGUGGAUACUCAUUUGAACUGCUCAUGUUUCAUACGCUUGACCGUAAGGACUGGUGCAAUGUGACAAGUCUUCUUAGGCAGUACAGUUUUUUUUCAUCAUGUACUGAAAACGUAACUAUCUAUGCAGGAUGCUUUUGGCCGAACCCUAUAGUGGAAGGCUUCAUUAUUGGGAUUCACAAGAAGUUUUUUUCAAACUGUACGUACAUUGCAGAAACUAUGCCUGAGGACCCUCCUGACAAGAUUCUCAGCAUCCUCCUAUUGAUCCCAGUGCUUUUAACUGCUGCAAUGAUUGCACUAGUUGUAUGGUGCAGUAGAAGGAGUGACAUAUUGGUUUAAAAAAUCCUCUGUGAUUCUUUUUACAAAUCAUGACCACUCCAUGAAUACAGCCUCAUGUCAUGCAAGUAAUCCAUGCAGUUUCAGGAGAACAGGAUCACAGAGGAUAUUCUGAAGAACAAAGCCAUUCACUGUUGAAGGUCACCACCUUAAGCUUUCUUGAAAGGCCUUACUGUUCUCUCUUUAAAGUCAUCAGGAGUUAUUUCAUUAAAAUCAAAACAAUUUUAUUCUGUGGUUUCCUGAAUGUACUUGUUCAGCUAUGAAUGACUCCUAUUAAGA